AAAGGAAUGCAGAGCAGCCAGAACAGCACAGAGACUCACAGGCUCAGACACCAGCCACUAUCUCUCCAGCCACUCUCUCCUUGAAGCUCAUCUCCUCACUCUCCACCAUGAAGGUCUCCGCAGCCCUCCUGUGCCUGCUGCUCACCAUGGCCGCUCUCACCACCCAGGUGCUCGCUCAGCCAGGUCCUUCUCCAGAUAGAGUCACUUCCCUAACCAUCUGCUGCUUUGCAUUCACCAACAAGAAGAUCCCGUUGCCAAAGCUGGCAAGCUACAAGAGACUCGCCAACAGCCAGUGCCCCAGAGAGGCUGUGAUCUUCAAGACCAAACUGAACAAGGAUAUCUGUGCUGACCCCCAGCAGAAGUGGGUCCAGUAUUCCAUGAAGAUCCUAGACAAGAAAACCCAAACUCCAAUGCCUUGAUGCCCACUCCACAACCCAAGAAUCUAAUCCUAAUUGAUUUCCUCCUAACUGUCCCUAAAUGCCCUCCGAUAUUAUUUUCUUGUAUUUUCAAAGAAUAUGAGCUUUGUUUAUUGAUAUGAAACAUGAUGUCUUAAGUAAUGCUAACCUCAUU
This is a messenger RNA of Pipistrellus kuhlii (Kuhl's pipistrelle), 570 nucleotides long. Its product is annotated as C-C motif chemokine 8-like. NCBI's taxonomy places the organism in Eukaryota, Metazoa, Chordata, Mammalia, Chiroptera, Vespertilionidae. Gene Ontology annotation, molecular function: chemokine activity; CCR chemokine receptor binding. Gene Ontology annotation, biological process: positive regulation of GTPase activity; cellular response to type II interferon; neutrophil chemotaxis. Bases 108 to 419 code for a protein of 103 amino acids. Gene Ontology annotation, cellular component: extracellular region. The transcript is spliced from 3 exons. The record is from RefSeq and is a predicted model, not a curated record.